UCGCGGGCGGGGACGCGGCUUCCGCGGGGCCGCCCCCGCGAGGGGCGCAGCUGCUGUCGGCGCUGUUCUACGGGACCUGCUCCUUCCUCCUCGUGCUGGUCAACAAGGCGCUGCUGACCACCUACCGUGGCCACGCUUUCACGGGGCCCGGGCUUCGCCGCGGUCCGAGGGCCACCCCGCGACCCAGCGAAGUGGCAGCUCCGCAGCUGGACCUGCGCGCCUCGACGCUCUGAGGCGCGGGGCAACGACGCGAGCGGUCGGAGCCUGUCGGUAAAGGCGAACGGUUCUUUGUGCAAACCUGGCUCGACAGUCAGAUGAGACCUGAGCGGAGAAGUUUGUUCGCAUUGUUGGAUCAUUCAUUCUGAAAUACCAGCGCGUUCAUGGAAAACAGAAGUUCACGUGAGUUUCCCAUCACCAGUGAUUCUGGGAAUUGGACAAAUGGCAGCUACCAUAAUGAUACUCUAUGUGUCCAAGCUAAAUAAAAUAAUUCACUUCCCUGAUUUUGACAAGAAAAUUCCUGUAAAGCUGUUUCCUUUGCCUCUGCUGUACGUUGGGAACCACAUAAGUGGAUUAUCAAGCACGAGUAAAUUAAGCUUGCCGAUGUUCACCGUGCUCAGGAAAUUUACCAUUCCACUUACUUUACUCCUGGAAACCAUCAUACUCGGGAAACAGUAUUCCGUGAACAUCAUUGUCAGUGUCUUUGCCAUCAUUCUUGGUGCUUUCAUAGCCGCUGGUUCUGACCUUGCUUUUAACUUGGAAGGCUAUAUUUUUGUGUUCCUGAAUGAUAUCUUCACAGCAGCGAAUGGAGUUUAUACCAAACAGAAAAUGGACCCGAAGGAGCUGGGGAAGUACGGGGUGCUCUUCUACAACGCCUGCUUCAUGAUUGUGCCCACUCUCGUCCUCAGCGCCUCCACAGGGGACCUGCGGCAGGCUACUGAAUUCAACCAAUGGAAGAAUGUUCUAUUUCUCAUACAGUUUCUUCUUUCCUGUUUUUUGGGGUUUCUGUUGAUGUACUCCACAGUUUUGUGCAGCCAUUACAAUUCGCCCCUGACGACGGCAGUGGUUGGAGCCAUCAAGCAUGGCGGGGGGCUUGAGAUACUCCUUUUUAACUCUGAGCAGCCAGUUAAAACCGAAACCACUGGCGGACGAAGAAAGCAUCCCGCCGGAUUUGAAGGGCUAGAAUCUGGGACAGAAUUGCAGACUGACUGGCAGACUGGGGCCGGGGAGGAGGGUGGGGCCGGGCCAACCCAGGCGCGGGAGUGUGAAGCCUGGUGUUUGGGUCCUGGGAGCCCCCCUACGGCGCCGCCCCGUUAAAGCAUGAACAGGAGUGUCUGCAAAACACAGGGAGAAUGUACCUCACAGGCCGCGGCCCCGAUCCACCGCCCCCCGCGGAAGCGUGGGCAGCGCCUCCCCGCCCGACGGCGCGUCCUCUCGGCACCGGCCGGCGUCCGCCGCGCGCGCUUGAGAGGGGCCGAGGGGUCGAUGCUGGGAUGGCCUUUAUUUCCUUCUUGGCACCUUGGCCUUCGUUUCAAAGCUCCCAGCCAAAGCGACGUGCCAGUGUGAACACUUUUUCGGCUUAAACAGACGUCUUCAUUUUAAUAAAAUCAGUCAAUUAACUGCUAGUAAAGUUAUUUGUUAGCUUUGAUUUGAUCUUAUAUGUUGGUAUCUUUUCCCAAUCAAAAUAAAAUAAAGAAUAAUUUAUAUGCA
Molecule: messenger RNA, 1707 nt
Organism: Equus quagga
Lineage: Eukaryota; Metazoa; Chordata; Mammalia; Perissodactyla; Equidae
Gene: SLC35D2
Product: solute carrier family 35 member D2
Exons: 12
Coding region: 439-1314 (291 amino acids)
Cellular component (GO): Golgi apparatus
Molecular function (GO): GDP-fucose transmembrane transporter activity; antiporter activity
Source: RefSeq, a predicted model, not a curated record